Drosophila serrata is the source of this 1200-nucleotide messenger RNA. RefSeq names its product odorant receptor 49a pseudogene. The record is from RefSeq and is a predicted model, not a curated record. Lineage: Eukaryota; Metazoa; Arthropoda; Insecta; Diptera; Drosophilidae.
AUGGCUGAAGGAAACAAGAAAAAGGAAAAUCUUCGUACCUACGAGGACUUCAACUACAUGUCCCAUAUGCUUUUCAAAUCUUUGGGCUUCGAUAUUUUGGAUACAACAGCUCCAAAGUGGCCUUAUAUUAUCCUGCAAGGAUACUUCAUCCUGUGCAUUGUCAGCAAUUUUUAUGCCGCCUUCUAUGUGACCCUAAGAUUCCUGCAGUGGGAACACAGUGAGUCGAAGCUGAUGAGACAUGCUCUACAUUUCUUUUACAUGUUUAGUGCCGAGGUCAAGUUUGCUGCGUUUGUGAAAUACCGAAAGAGGUUGCGGUCUCUAAAUGAUCAAUUAAAGGAUCUGUAUCCUGUUGAUGCUAAGCAGCAAGAGGAUUACGAGGUCAACAGGUAUUAUCUAUCUCGAACAACGCGAUUUGUACUUUCCUUCUACUACUUAGUGAUGGCCCUGAUGAUGGUAACUCCGCUUCUGCAAUCCUGCAUCGCUCACUUUGUGGUAAAAAAGGACUUUCCCUAUUUGAGGAUAUUUCCCACUCAACUAAGCUUCAGAUCCGAUACGCCUUGGGGCUAUGUUUUUGCCUAUUUCGUGGACUUUACCUACAGCCAUUUCAUAGUUAACUUCACUCUGGGCACUGACCUCUGGAUGAUAUGUGCCUCCAGUCAGAUAUGUAUGCACUUUGGCCACCUAGCCAAGGUUUUAGCAGCUUAUACCCCGCAAAGGGAGAGGGAAGAAGAGGAUUGCGCUUUUCUUUCACGAUUUGUGAAGCGUCAUCAGCAUAUUUUGAAUUUGCAUGAUGAAGUAGAUCAGAUUUUUGGUCUCCUAUUGGCCUCCAAUCUGUUCACAACCGCCAGCUUGCUCUGCUGCAUUGCCUUCUACACGGUCGUCGAGGGUUUCAAUAUGGAGGGAAUGUCCUACAUGACGGUCUUCUUCAGUGUGGUUGGCCUCUUCUAUAUGGUCAGCUCCCAUGGCCAAAAUCUGAUUGAUUUUAGCACCAGCAUCGCUGUGGCUGGCUAUAAUCAGAGAUGGUAUGAGGGUUCCGUGCGUUAUAGAAAAUUAAUUAUGCUUAUAAUGGCCAAGGCGCAACGUCCUUCGGAAAUAUCAGCCUCUCGUGUAGUCAUUAUAUCCUUUGACACCUUCAAGACUUUAAUGACCAUUACCUAUAGAUUUUUUGCUGUUUUAAGGCAAAGUAUGGGAAAGAAUUAA